Messenger RNA from Populus trichocarpa (black cottonwood), 852 nucleotides. Its product is annotated as cytochrome P450 81E8. NCBI's taxonomy places the organism in Eukaryota, Viridiplantae, Streptophyta, Magnoliopsida, Malpighiales, Salicaceae. Gene Ontology annotation, molecular function: oxidoreductase activity, acting on paired donors, with incorporation or reduction of molecular oxygen; iron ion binding; heme binding. The coding region runs from base 1 to 852 and encodes 283 amino acids. The transcript is spliced from 3 exons. The record is from RefSeq and is a predicted model, not a curated record.
AUGGAAGUCAGAGUAUUUUACGUUUCCCUUUCUCUUCUCUUCUUCCUCCUUGCUCUAAAACUUCAUCUAUCAAGAAAACACAAAAAUAGUGCCCUUCCUCCCAGCCCACCUGCCCUUCCAGUUAUUGGUCAUCUCCAUCUCUUAAAACGACGUCCAAUGCACCUUACUUUUUACAGCCUUGCUAAAAAAUAUGGUCCUAUCAUCUCUCUACGAUUCGGUUCUCGUCUGGUGGUUCUUAUAUCCUCGCCGUCACCGUUUGAAGAGUUCUUCACUAAAAAUGAUGUUGUUUUAGCCAACCGUCCGAAAUUACUCUUAGGCAAACACCUUGCUUAUAACCACACCACCUUACUGCAAGCACCAUAUGGUGAUCAUUGGCGCAACCUACGCCGCAUUGGUGCUGUAGAGAUUUUCUCCACUCAUGGUAUCAACAAGUUUGUAAGCAUUCGAAAAGACGAAAUCAAGCAGCUUCUCAUCAAACUUUCACAUAAUUCGCUUCAAAACUUUGGGAAGAGGUAUUAUGUGGAUGAUGUGACUGAUGAAGAAGAGGCACGGCAGUUCAGGGAGAUAAUGACGGAGGCUGUAACUUUUGCUGGGGCAUCGAAUCCAGGGGAUUUCUUGCCCAUAUUGAAUUGGAUAGAUGGUGGUGAAUUUGAGAAGACAGUGAUAAGACUUGGCAAGAGAAUGGACAUGUUCUUACAAGGGUUGGUUGAUGAACAUAAAAGGAAGGAGGAUUUAGAGAGUAUGAACACCAUGAUUGGCCACCUUAUAUCUCUGCAAGUCACACAACCCGAGUAUUAUACAGAUGGGAUUAUCGAAGGCCUUGUACUGUGGAUUCAGUCCAAUGAAAAUUAG